UUGGAUAGUUGCAAUUGAUUCCGUUUAUCUUGGUGCAUCGUUUAUGUCAACUUGAUGAUAGAAGUUACUUAUGAUUGUUUGAUUGAGAAACAACGACAAGAAAUUCUGUUACUAGAGUAACAGAUAUCCAAUGGAGGGAAUAAGAAAAAGUCAAAUAAAACUGGCCCACGAUCUGGUUCUCGGUCUGUCAAGAAACUUGGUUGACCCAAAUUAGUACUGUCAAUUCUGUCCAACAACAACAACAAUCUUUCAUUCAUGAGAAAGUCAAACUAGAAGAGGAAGAUCAUUCGUCUGGUAUAACAUUGACACCAACUCAUCAUCUUCCAAACUCAAACUUUACUAACACUCAAUACCAAUCACCAGAACCACAAUGAACAAUACUAACAAAUUGAAUUCAGGGACUCAACAUCAAAAGUCAAUUACAAAUCACUAUUAUUCGCAAGCAAUUAAAGGAAUUGAACGAUAACUUCAAUUCAGCUGAUCUUCCGUUGCUGAGCAACCAACAGGUAAUCCAAAUUUCGUUACCCAAACACUUUUGUUACUUUUAAAUUAAGAAAUUUAAUUUUUUGAUCAACCCAAAUUAUGUAAUUCCAAGUACCUGUUCCUGUUUUGCUUUGGUGUUUUUUGAAUAUGUGGCAAAAGUGUUACCCAAAUGAAGAGGAAACAAACGAUAACCCUGAAAAUGUGAACUUUGUGGAGAACCAAAUUUCUAAUCAAUUUCAUAAUUGUAAUGGUGAUAAUUUUUUAACCCCAUCAAUUAAAAUGGAUUUUAACUCUAACAAUUUAGGAAAUGAUAAAAAUGGACCAACAUGUGAUAACCUUUAUAACAAUUUGAUAGCCUCUGGUUUGGGUUGUGCAUCUAGUCAAAAACAUCAUUCAUCACAUAGGAAACAAGUUAACCACAAAAAUCACAAUCACUUUAAUAAUUUACUUACUCACUUACCUGAUUUCCAAUCAACUGAUUCAAAGUGUUUCCAACCAACUGAUGAUUUCCAUGGAAUCAAUAAAUUAUUAAUCACUUUCAAUUGCAAUGAACAGAAAGUUAAUCAGCGAAAAGAAAUGAUCAAAGAUGAAACCCACUCCCAUGGAAGAGAAGUUAAUGUAAAAUAUUCCAAGCCAAGUGGUAAAUCUUUUUAUAAUUCAACAACAACAACAAAAUCUCUAAUGGAAUCAAUCAAUUGGAGAAUCAUUUUUUUUCUUCUUUCCUUAAUUGUAAACUCCAUAAGCUGUGAUCGUGAUAUUUUAACAUAUACUGACCAAUUUGUGCUUCACUUUGAUGGGUCACCUGAAGCUGCAAAGGAAAUCGCUUCCAAACAUGGUUUCGUUUAUCUGGACCAGAUUUUUGAUAAUCAUUAUCACCUGAAACACACAAUUAGGAGAAGACGCUCAAUUAAACCAAGUCAUAAUUUUAGUGAAAUUUCCGCCGAACCAAAUGUUAACUUUUUACUUCAUUUACCUGUGCUUUCAAGAACUAAACGUGAUCUUAUUAAAACAACCAAUAUACGUUCCACCGAGACAAUCAAUAAAUUCAACGAUCCAAAUUGGUUACAAAUGUGGUACUUAAAUAGAGAUAAUGGUCUUGACAUGAACGUGAUUAAAGUUUGGGAUCAAAAUAUAACUGGUCGUGGUGUUGUGGUUAGUAUUUUAGACGAUGGACUUGAAGGUGAUCAUCCUGAUUUGAGUGAAAAUUAUGAUCCAAAAGCAAGUUAUGAUGUUAACAAUUCUGAUGAUGAUCCAACUCCUCGUUAUGAUAUAAUUGAUUCUAAUCGUCACGGGACUCGGUGUGCUGGUGAAGUAGCUGCAAUGGCUAAUAAUAAUAACUGUGCCGUUGGUGUUGCCUAUCAUGCUAAAGUGGGUGGUGUUAGGAUGUUGGACGGAGAUGUGACCGAUGCAGUUGAAGCCCGUUCGAUUGGAUUUGCAACCGAUCAUAUUGAUAUAUACUCUGCAUCAUGGGGACCAGAUGACGAUGGUAAAACUGUAGAUGGACCUGGUGAUUUAGCGGCUCGUGCAUUUGUUGACGGGGUUACCAAAGGUCGUAAUGGUCUAGGGUCUAUCUAUAUUUGGGCUUCUGGGAAUGGGGGUCGAGAGCAUGAUAACUGUAAUUGCGAUGGUUAUACUAAUUCAAUAUGGACACUUUCUGUUUCCAGUGCAACAGAAAAUGGUCAAGUUCCCUGGUAUAGUGAAGCUUGUUCAUCAACUCUUGCAACUACCUACAGUAGUGGCUCAAUUGGUGAGAAACAAAUUGUAACCACCGAUUUGCAUCAUAGUUGUACCAUUAGUCACACUGGUACAUCAGCAUCCGCUCCGCUGGCCGCUGCAAUUGCUGCACUCGCUCUUGAAGCAAAUCGUAACCUCACUUGGCGGGAUAUGCAGCACAUUGUUGCUAUGACAUCUCGACCCACAAACUUACGUGCCAGUGAUUGGAAAACUAAUGGUGUUGGUCGCAAAGUCAGUCAUUCCUUUGGCUAUGGAUUAAUGGAUGCAGCAGCAAUGGUUGACCUGGCCAAAGUUUGGGUCACCGUACCUGAUCAAAAAAUCUGUGAAAUUGCUUCCAAUCUCACCGACAAACUGAUUCCCUCAAAAAGCUACGUUGAAAUGUCUCUAAACGUUAACUGUCCUGAGGUUUUGUUUCUCGAACAUGUACAAUCAAGGAUUAACCUUUCAUCUACUCGUCGAGGUGACAUUCAUAUCUAUUUAACGUCCCCUGCGGGAACACGAUCUACUUUACUUGAGCAAAGACCUAUGGACAAUUCACAUUCCGGAUUCCAAGAUUGGCCCUUCAUGACUGUUCACUCGUGGGGUGAAAAUCCUAACGGUAUUUGGAAACUUGAAGUUCAUAAUGACGGCAAAUAUCCUUACAAUCGAGCAUUUUUAAAAGGAUGGACUAUGGUGCUUCAUGGUACAAAAAUUAAUCCAGAUCGUCGGAAACGGGAAACCCAACCAACAAAUAGUUCUAUUCCAACUAAUUCAUCAACGCCAAUUGUUGCUACUCAAUUAAACAUUAUUUUGAAUGGAACAAGAAAAACAAUCAAUCAACCUUUAAAUGUCAAUGGACUAGAAUCAUCAGUUGAUGAUAAUUCAAUCACCAAUUUACAUGAUGAUUCUAAAGCUGAUAUUUUUAUCUCCCACUGGACACGAGAAAAUGACCGUCCAAAAAUCAAAGCAAAUUCCCAAGAUUCGUAUCCAGGAAAUUCUGGAUGCAGGAAUAAAGGUCACUCUGGGUGUUUAGAUUGUUUUCCAAAUUAUAUUCUAUUCCAAUCUGAUUGUGUCUCUAAUUGUCCAUUCGGCUAUUUUAAAGAAUCAAAAAUCUCACCGAACCAUUCAAAUGAUCAAUCAUUCAUCUGCGCUAAUUGUUAUUAUAGUUGUUUAACUUGUAAUGGUCCCAACGAUAUAAAUUGUACUUCUUGUUAUGGUGAUUCAAUUCUCAACGAACAAGGAAAAUGUGAACAAAAAGAUUUGAGAGAUGAAAUUUAUUCACUGGAAUUAUAUUAUUCUGUUGUCACUGGAAUCAUUGUCUUCCUUUUUAUUAUCACUUUCUCAUUCGCUUGCUAUAUAAUAAUUGAAAGAGUUCCAAAUCUAUUUAAUUGCUGCUGUUGUUCUUGGUUUAACAAGCGAAAACCCACCCGAUUCUAUGAUGGAUUCAUUCCCUCGGAGGAACCAAGAUCUUCAUCUAAUUUUCUUCGUCUUAAAUCAAUUGGAAAAUUGAAAAAUAAUUAUUCGCAUCUAAGUGAAGAUGAGAACGAACGUUAAAUUUACUUAUUUAUUUUUACAGAGAAAUAAUUUUCUAAAUAGUUUUUUCUAAUCAACAAUCUUCAAUCAUCUUCAUGUUAUUCCAAUGUAAUUUCAUCUCAAGACAAUUAUCAUCUUCGAUUGUAAUUUAUCAACUUCAUCAAUCUUCAAACACUUGAAUACCUGAUUAAAUUGUUGGGAUUUGCAAAA
Messenger RNA from Panonychus citri (citrus red mite), 3939 nucleotides. Its product is annotated as furin-like protease 1. Bases 631 to 3750 code for a protein of 1039 amino acids. NCBI's taxonomy places the organism in Eukaryota, Metazoa, Arthropoda, Arachnida, Trombidiformes, Tetranychidae. The record is from RefSeq and is a predicted model, not a curated record. Gene Ontology annotation, cellular component: Golgi membrane; trans-Golgi network. The transcript has 6 exons. Gene Ontology annotation, molecular function: serine-type endopeptidase activity. Gene Ontology annotation, biological process: peptide hormone processing.